GAUGCUGGUGGUCCUGCUCACAGUGGCGUUGCUGACUCUGAGCUCAGCUCAGAACCUAGAUGAAGAGGUCAUCUAUGAAGAUUUUUCUUCCAUAGUAAGAGGAGAGGAAAAACAAAGCCAGAACUCCGAAGAGCAGUCUCAGGCUCCCCCUCCUAAACCUUCUACUGAUGAGAGAGAUGAAGAGGAUUCACAGCAGGGACCACCACAGCAAGCAGACGCAAUAGAUGGCAACCUUCCUAUCAUGGCCAUGGAAACCUAUGGGAAUCAAACUGGUUUGUGGGUCCUCAGAGUCCCCCUCCUGGAAACCAAGAAGGAUCACCACCUUCCCAAUGGGGCAGUCCACAAGGAUCUCCUCAACACCAACCAGCCCAGUAAUCUAGAUGUCAAUGAUGAAAGUGACUGAGAAGAUAACGUCUUUUGGAAACAUGCCAUCGGAACAACACGGUCCUAUGUGUAUGAUCAACAUCACCAUUAAAUAACUA
Molecule: messenger RNA, 482 nt
Organism: Nannospalax galili (Upper Galilee mountains blind mole rat)
Lineage: Eukaryota; Metazoa; Chordata; Mammalia; Rodentia; Spalacidae
Product: acidic proline-rich protein PRP33
Exons: 5
Coding region: 2-403 (133 amino acids)
Source: RefSeq, a predicted model, not a curated record